GGGAAAGAAGUAAAGAAGUCCUGAAGCAGAAGAAGAGAAGAGAACCAUGAGUGAUGGCGGUCCAGAUGGUCCAAAACUUUACACCACCAAACCUAAAAAAGCACACCUGAAACAAUUCAAGGCCAAAGAAUUCUCAUCUCCUCCAUCCAUGGAGACUCCUAUUGCUGCUGCUGCUCCUCCUCCUCCUCAGCCUCCGAAGGAAUCUUUUGCCAGACGCUACAAGUUCUUGUGGCCACUUCUCCUAACUGUGAAUCUUGCUGUGGGAGCUUAUCUGUUUAUGAGGACCAAAAAGAAGGAUAUAGUAAUAGAAGAUGGCGAAACUACAGUUGAUGUUCCCUCUACUCCAACUGCAACUACGACUACAACUACAACUACUACAGUUACCGAAAAAUCAGCACCCACCACAUCGAUCAUAGUGCCACCAAAGGUGCUCCCACCUAUCCUAGAGAACCAGCAGCGUGAACUUUUCAAGUGGAUAUUAGAAGAGAAAAGGAAAACCAAGCCUAAGGAUCCAGAAGAGAAGAAACGUAUUGAUGAACAGAAGGCCAUUCUUAAACAGUUUAUUCGAUCAAAAUCUAUCCCAAGUCUCUAAGUCUGAAACCUCUAUUUUUGUUUGACAAAUUUUGUGGAUUUCUUAGUUUUGAUUUCUUUAUCUAUUGUUUGUUAUGGCCCCCUUUUUAUGAUCAAGUUUGUGAUUUGAGUGAAAUCCGGUAGAAACCUUUUGUUGCAGUUGAAAUUUUGUAAAUCUGUGUUUUUGCAAUUGAGAAAGCAUUGCAAGAACCAUGGAGCCAUGGUAUAAGGCCUGCAAUGUGAAAUCUAAGAUACUCUUAAACAGAGUUUAUUCAA
Telopea speciosissima is the source of this 846-nucleotide messenger RNA. RefSeq lists its product as uncharacterized. The record is from RefSeq and is a predicted model, not a curated record. The transcript is spliced from 3 exons. NCBI's taxonomy places the organism in Eukaryota, Viridiplantae, Streptophyta, Magnoliopsida, Proteales, Proteaceae. The coding region runs from base 47 to 592 and encodes 181 amino acids.